Messenger RNA from Corylus avellana, 3759 nucleotides. NCBI's taxonomy places the organism in Eukaryota, Viridiplantae, Streptophyta, Magnoliopsida, Fagales, Betulaceae. The record is from RefSeq and is a predicted model, not a curated record.
UAUAUGGGUCAAGUUGUCUACCCGCGUCUAAUUUGAAACACCCUCUCUCAAUCACUCCGAUCUCUCGCUCUCGGAGUCUCGCUCUCUCUCGGUCUCUCGACUCUCUCCGGCGGUCUCUCCCUCUCUCUUGGUUCGCGGCGCAGCGGCGCUACCACUACGGCACUACCUCCGUCGGUCUCUCCUUCUCCGUCCAUCUCUCCGUCGGUCUCUCCGUCUCUCUUGGUUCGCGGCGCAGCGGCACUACCAGCCUCCCACUACCUUAAUGGUUCCAAAUACACCGACUAGAAGUCACCAGAAUAUUCGUUCUUGGAGUCCUAGGUAUGAAAGGGAUGACACAAGAAGUGAAAGAAGGGUGGGACGUAGGCAUUCUGACAGAGAGAAUUAUCUCAGAAGGGAAGCACGCUAUCGACAUGAUCAAGACUAUGAUGGAGAAUAUAGAAGCAAGCGAAGUAGAUAUGAAGGUUCAAGGGGUACACCUGGUAGAUCUGACUGGGAUGAUGGAAGAUGGGAAUGGGAAGAUACACCACGCCGUCGGGAUAGUCACUCUCAUACCAGUAGGCGCCAUCAACCUUCACCAUCCCCAAUGUUAGUUGGGGCAUCACCGGAUGCACGACUAGUUUCCCCAUGGUUGGGUGGUCACACACCUCUUUCUUCGGGUUCUGCCAGUUCUCCCUGGGACCAUGUCUCUCCCUCUCCAAUUCCAAUACGUCCGUCUGGAUCCUCUGUGAGAUCCUCGAGUUCUAGACAUGGUGGGAGGUCCCAUCAACUUAAUUUUUCUGUGGAAAAUUCAGAAGCAUUUGAGGAUGGAGGUGCUGAUAAGUCUGAUUUCUCUGAAGAGCACAAGUACGAGAUUACAGAAAGUAUGCGUCUCGAGAUGGAAUAUAAUUCUGACCGUGCAUGGUAUGACAGAGAAGAAGGUAACACAUUGUUCGAUGCAGAUACCUCGUCGUUUUAUCUGGGAGAUGAGGCUUCUUUCCAGAAGAAAGAAGCAGAAUUGGCCAAAAGACUGGUUCGGAGAGAUGGAACCAAGAUGACACUUGCUCAGAGCAAAAAGAUGUCCCAGCUCACUGCCGAUAAUGCUCAGUGGGAAGACCGGCAACUAUUGAGAUCUGGAGCUGUUAAAGGGACUGAGGUGCAGACAGAGUUUGAUGACGAAGACGAACGCAAGGUUAUUCUUCUUGUACAUGAUACAAAACCUCCUUUCCUAGAUGGGAGAGUUGUUUUUACUAAACAAGCAGAGCCAAUAAUGCCAAUAAAAGACCCAACAUCAGAUAUUGCAAUAAUUUCGCGCAAAGGAUCAGCUCUGGUUAGAGAAAUUCAUGAGAAACAAAGUAUGAACAAGUCACGCCAACGUUUUUGGGAGCUCGCAGGCUCAAAACUUGGUGAUAUUCUUGGUGUUGAAAAAACAGUGGAACAGAUUGAUGCCGACACUGCUGUUGUAGGCGAAGAUGGUGAAAUUGAUUUUAAGGAGGAUGCAAAGUUUGCACAGCAUCUAAAGAAGGGGGAAGCAGUAAGUGAUUUUGCAAAGUCAAAAACCUUAGUGCAGCAACGUCAGUAUCUGCCAAUCUAUUCUGUGAGGGAUGAGUUAUUGCAGGUAAUUCGCGAAAAUCAGGUGGUGGUGGUUGUCGGAGAAACUGGUUCAGGAAAGACGACUCAAUUGAUGCAGUAUCUGCAUGAAGACGGCUACACUACAAAUGGUGUAGUUGGUUGCACCCAACCAAGACGUGUUGCAGCUAUGAGUGUUGCAAAAAGAGUUAGUGAAGAGAUGGAGACGGAGCUGGGUGACAAAGUUGGUUAUGCUAUUCGUUUUGAGGAUGUGACCGGGCCAAAAACUGUAAUUAAGUAUAUGACUGAUGGAGUACUCUUGCGUGAAACACUCAAAGAUUCUGAUCUAGAAAAGUAUCGUGUCGUUGUGAUGGAUGAAGCCCAUGAGAGAUCACUAAGCACAGAUGUGCUGUUUGGGAUAUUGAAAAAAGUGGUUGCUCGGCGACGUGAUUUUAAGCUUAUAGUGACGUCUGCAACUCUGAAUGCGCAAAAAUUUUCAAAUUUCUUUGGAAGUGUACCAAUUUUCCACAUCCCUGGCAGAACAUUUCCUGUUAAUAUCCUGUACAGUAAAACCCCAUGUGAAGAUUACGUUGAAGGUGCAGUGAAGCAGGCUAUGACUAUCCAUAUAACCAGCCCUCCUGGUGACAUCCUCAUCUUCAUGACUGGCCAAGAUGAGAUUGAGGCAGCCUGUUAUGCCCUUGCAGAGCGUGUGGAACAGCUCAUAUCAUCCACGAAGAAAGCAGUUCCAAAACUUCUGAUACUCCCUAUAUAUUCACAGCUGCCUGCUGACUUGCAAGCAAAGAUAUUCCAGAAAGCUGAAGAUGGGGCUCGUAAAUGCAUUGUGGCAACCAACAUUGCUGAGACAUCUUUGACUGUAGAUGGAAUUUUUUAUGUCAUUGACACGGGGUAUAGUAAGAUGAAAGUAUACAACCCUAGGAUGGGUAUGGAUGCUCUCCAAGUAUUCCCUGUCAGUCGUGCUGCUGCUGACCAACGUGCUGGACGUGCUGGUAGAACUGGGCCUGGGACAUGUUAUCGCCUAUAUACAGAUAGUGCAUACCUAAACGAAAUGCUGCCAAGUCCUGUGCCUGAGAUCCAAAGGACGAACCUGGGCAAUGUAGUUUUGUUACUCAAAUCUCUCAAAGUUGAGAACUUGCUGGAUUUUGAUUUCAUGGACCCACCUCCGCAGGAUAAUAUUCUUAAUUCUAUGUACCAGUUGUGGGUCUUAGGUGCUCUUAACAAUGUGGGAGGCUUAACUGGUCUUGGCUGGAAAAUGGUGGAGUUUCCGUUGGACCCCCCACUUGCCAAGAUGCUUUUGAUGGGUGAAGAGUUAGGAUGCUUAGAUGAGGUGUUGACAAUUGUUUCAAUGCUUUCAGUGCCGUCGGUAUUCUUCCGCCCUAAAGAUAGGGCAGAGGAGAGUGAUGCUGCGCGUGAAAGAUUUUUUGUGCCGGAAUCUGACCACUUAACGCUAUAUAAUGUUUACACUCAAUGGAAACAACAUCAAUAUCGGGGAGACUGGUGUAACGAUAAUUUUUUGCAUGUGAAAGGGUUACGAAAGGCUAGAGAAGUGAGAUCCCAGCUGCUGGAUAUUCUCAAGACACUAAAAAUCCCUUUGACAUCUUGUUGGCCUAAUUCAGAUAUCGUGAGAAAAGCCAUAUGUUCUGCAUACUUUCAUAAUGCAGCAAGAUUAAAGGGUGUGGGUGAGUAUGUGAAUUGCAGGAAUGGGAUGCCUUGCCAAUUACAUCCGAGCAGUGCUCUCUAUGGUAUGGGUUGCACUCCAGAUUAUGUGGUUUAUCAUGAGCUGAUUUUGACAACAAAGGAGUAUAUGCAAUGUGCGACAGCAGUGGAGCCUCAGUGGCUGGCUGAGCUGGGACCAAUGUUCUUUUCCGUUAAGGGAUCGGACACAUCGAUGUUGGAGCAUAAGAAGAGACACAAGGAAGAGAAAACGGCCAUGGAGGAGGAAAUGGUGAAUUUGAGGAAGGUGCAAGCAGAAGCAGAAGCAGAGCGAGAAAGCAAGAACAAGGACAGGGAAAGGAGGGCAAAGCAGCAGCAACAAGUCUGCACGCCGGGUCUGCGCCAGGGCUCUACAACCUAUUUGAGACCAAACAAGUUCGGUUUUGUAAUUAGAAACUCUACUUUGUGAAAUAUCCAAUGCUAUUGAUAUGUUGAGUAUGAAGUGUAAGAGAAUCAAUGCAGUACUUGCGUAACGGUGUACAA